Molecule: messenger RNA, 1848 nt
Organism: Carcharodon carcharias (great white shark)
Lineage: Eukaryota; Metazoa; Chordata; Chondrichthyes; Lamniformes; Lamnidae
Product: ras-related protein Rab-40B
Exons: 6
Coding region: 163-1071 (302 amino acids)
Biological process (GO): protein localization to plasma membrane; intracellular signal transduction
Cellular component (GO): synaptic vesicle; endosome; plasma membrane
Molecular function (GO): GTPase activity; GTP binding
Source: RefSeq, a predicted model, not a curated record
GGGGUGAAAUCUGUGUGUGGCAGCUCAAACGAUCGGUGGAGCUGAGGAAAGAGAUGGGCAGGAGACGGUGAGUGGUUGUCGGCCGCCGGCUCCCUGAGGAGGAGGGAGGAGGGGGUUUCCUCUCUCGGGCGAAGUGAGCGGCGACGCGCUGAAACUUGCCCGAUGAAUUUCUACCUGUUCAACGAGAGGAGCUGCCGCCAGUCCGCCGCCCCGGCAUGGAGCGUCGCCCGUGAGAGGAUGAGCCACAAAGGCAGCCCGGUGAAGGCUUACGACUUUCUGCUGAAAUUUCUGCUGGUGGGUGACAGCGAUGUGGGGAAGGGAGAGAUCCUGGCCAGCCUGCAGGAUGGAGCCAGCGAGUCACCCUAUGGUUACAACAUGGGUAUUGAUUACAAGACGACAACAAUUCUGUUAGAUGGGCGUCGGGUGAAAUUACAACUCUGGGAUACAUCUGGCCAGGGCAGGUUCUGCACCAUCUUCCGUUCCUACUCUCGAGGAGCCCAGGGUGUGAUCUUGGUCUACGACAUUACAAAUCGCUGGUCAUUUGAUGGUAUUGACAGGUGGAUCAAGGAGAUAGAUGAGCAUGCCCCCGGUGUGCCUAAGAUCCUGGUUGGGAAUCGUCUUCACUUGGCCUUUAAGCGGCAGGUGUCAACAGAACAAGCUCAGGCUUACGCUGAACGGCAAGGCAUGACGUUCUUUGAAGUUAGCCCUUUGUGCAAUUUUAACAUCAUUGAGUCAUUCACAGAACUGGCAAGGAUUGUGCUCAUGCGGCAUGGAAUGGACAGACUCUGGAGGCCAAACCGAGUGCUGAGCCUACAGGAUCUCUGUUGCCGAGCCAUUGUUUCAUGCACACCUGUACAUCUAGUGGACAAACUGCCCCUUCCUGUUACCUUAAAGAGUCACCUUAAGUCUUUUUCAAUGGCCAAUGGACUGAAUGCCAGGAUGAUGCAUGGACGUUCCUACUCUCUCACUGCUAAUGGUAGCAAACAAAACAGUCUGAAGAAAUCCAAGAUCAUUCGUCCUUCCCAAAGUCCAACACAGAGCUGCAGUCGAAACAGCUGCAAAAUCUCUUAGCUGAAUCUAAACAUGAGAAAGGAAAGUGAAAUCUGAUCACUACAUAUGCAGCCAUGACAAGCCGUUGUUUCAGCUGUUCCAGUGAGAGAACUUCUUCGACAAUGAUAUUUGCAAAGGGCCCAUAAACUGUAGGUUCAAAGUUUGCACAAAGGAAUGAGAAAUUAUGCUGCUAAUUUAAACAGUGAUUGUGAAAGGCAUGAUGGGGAUCUCAGUUUCCCUGUUGAGUGUUUCAACUGAGGCAAGGGCAAGAGUUUGUUUCAUGAUAGCUCUGUCAAAACUAUGUCCAUUUUUGUGUGAGCCAGACAACGGUGUUGUCUCUGAUUGUUUUAAGUAAUUUGGAAGAAUUAAGCAUGUGUGAUGUUGCUGAGUAUUUAAAUUGAUAUUGGGAGUUGGAAUUUUAACUGCAAUGUAUGCUAUACUGUAUGUUGUUUAAAACAUUCUUAAAUAUUGCAGUCAGAACAUGGAUCCUGCUAGCAGUUGAAGGAUCACUUUCUAGGAAUAUGGUUUGCCAUGACAACUUGCAGACAUCUAUAAGAUAACCUUCAAAUUUUUAUGUAAAAAUCCAUAUGCUGAAAAAUAUUAUGGACAAUUUUUAUGUUAAUCCAUUUCCAAGUUGCUCUGGUGGUUGUUAACUGUUGUGAAUUAAUAUGACUUCAGUGAUUUGUAAAUAUAAUUUUCCUUGUGGGACAACAGUUUGUUUUGUACAAAAACAAAAAAAAAACACUACAAAGUAUAAUACUAAGGGAAUAGAAAUGCCAAAGAUGAUGAUGGUGGAAA